UAUGGCUGAGUCCUCACUGCGCAGUGCGCAGACUCCUCAGAGCUCGCAAGAACUUCAGAGACGCUAACCUCAAGAGUUUUUAGGUAAAGUUCGAUUAAAUAAAGGUAAACGAUGGAAUUUGGCUGGUUAAUCUAAACGGCGGUUACUGGGAAUUAACCUGCCGUUAAAAUGUGGAACGUGCAGCUCGUAACCGAGGAUUAACUUUUUAACCGGACAUUGCCUGUUACACUUGCUUAAAAAAUAGGAAAUAAUACGUUUCAAAUAUUCAAGUUUAUCGGCAAUUGUUAAGUGAAUAAUAGAAAAGAAAAAUGAGUCGCAGAGAUGUGACGUCAACAUGCGACGAAUUGGCAGCAGGUCCGUCAAAGCAGCCAAGAAUUGAAACUGAAUCGUCAUUUAAUAGUGCCUUCAGUAAUUUGAAAACCUCUGAAUUCUUUAAGGAUUUUCCAGAGUGUUCUAAAGACGAGUCAUGUAUCGGACCUAAAAGCGGACCAAAGUUAAACACACUCCUAGUCAACCCGAAACAGAAAGGAAACCCAUUACUGAAAUUCAUUACCAAUGUUCCCUGGGAGUUUUCCGAUGUCGUUCCUGAUUAUGUCAUGGGGCGAACCAUGUGCGCCCUCUUCUUGUCUCUACGUUAUCAUCAACUGAAUCCAGAUUAUAUCCACGAUCGACUGAAGCUCCUGGGAAAUGCAUUCACUCUGCGCGUUCUCGUAGUGCAAAUAGAUAUUGCCGAGCCUCAUCACGCAUUAAAGCAUCUCACCAGGAUCUGCAUUCUUGCGGACCUGACUUUAAUGUUGGCCUGGGAUGCUGAAGAUGCUGGGAAAAUUAUCGAAACUUAUAAGAUCUACGAAAACAAACCACCUGACACGCUCAUGAAGCGCGUAGAUAAAAUACCGCAAGAAAGGAUAAUAAGCGCUUUGACCACAAUGAGACCGAUCAACAAAACCGAUGCCAUGACUCUCUUGUCAACUUUUGGAUCAUUAGCUGGGAUCGUUAAGGCACCGUUGAGUGCUUUAAGACUUUGUCCUGGUUUCGGUGCUCACAAAGCCGAAUACUUGUACAAAACAUUGCACGAGCCGUUUCUAAAGAAAACAGAGACGGAGAAGAAAAAAGAUAAACCAUCGACAAGCACUGAAUCCUGAUAUUAGAGACCUAAGCAACAACCAUCAUACAAAUCAUCAUACAAGUGUCGACACUGUACAUAAUAAAAGUUUUUAUUUUUCCA
Molecule: messenger RNA, 1225 nt
Organism: Orussus abietinus
Lineage: Eukaryota; Metazoa; Arthropoda; Insecta; Hymenoptera; Orussidae
Gene: Ercc1
Product: DNA excision repair protein ERCC-1
Exons: 6
Coding region: 309-1142 (277 amino acids)
Biological process (GO): mitotic recombination; meiotic mismatch repair; UV-damage excision repair
Cellular component (GO): nucleotide-excision repair factor 1 complex; ERCC4-ERCC1 complex; nucleus
Molecular function (GO): damaged DNA binding; single-stranded DNA binding
Source: RefSeq, a predicted model, not a curated record